This is a messenger RNA of Gastrolobium bilobum, 3606 nucleotides long. Its product is annotated as protein ALWAYS EARLY 2-like. The transcript is spliced from 20 exons. NCBI's taxonomy places the organism in Eukaryota, Viridiplantae, Streptophyta, Magnoliopsida, Fabales, Fabaceae. Gene Ontology annotation, molecular function: DNA binding. Gene Ontology annotation, biological process: DNA-templated transcription; regulation of cell cycle; regulation of transcription by RNA polymerase II. The coding region runs from base 92 to 3475 and encodes 1127 amino acids. The record is from RefSeq and is a predicted model, not a curated record. Gene Ontology annotation, cellular component: nucleoplasm; transcription repressor complex.
UCUCGCUCUAAACCCUGCCACUUCUCUCUCCUCUUCUUCUCGUGCUUCUGCGGGAAUCGGAUAAGCCCUACAAGCGAUAUAUAAAAGAUCAAUGGCACCUACGAGGAAAUCUAGAAGUGUUAAUAAGCGGUUUUCAAGUUCAAAUGAGGUUUCUCCAGAGAAAGAUGGAGUUAACUCAAAUAAAAACAAGCAACGGAAGAAAAAGUUGUCUGAUAAAUUGGGAUCUCAGUGGAGCAAGGAGGAACUAGAGCGGUUUUAUGAAGCAUACAGGAAUUACGGGAAAGACUGGAAGAAGGUGGCUGCCACUGUACGUAAUAGAUCCAUUGAAAUGGUGGAAGCUCUUUACAAUAUGAAUCGGGCAUACCUUUCUCUGCCAGAGGGGACUGCUUCUGUUGUUGGUCUCAUUGCAAUGAUGACAGAUCACUAUAAUGUGUUGGAAGGGAGUGAGAGUGAAAGGGAGAGCAAUGAUGCACCAGGAUCUCGAAAACCUGUGAAACGAAAGCGUGAAAAAGUUCAGCUUAGUGUCUCCAAAGAUCCUGUCCAGUCUCAGUCAAUUGCUUCCAGUGAUGGUUGCCUCUCUCUAUUGAAGAAGAGACGCUUUGAUGGUAUUCAGCCGCAUGCUGUUGGGAAAAGGACACCUCGCGUCCCAGUUUACUACCCUUAUAAAAAAGAUGAUGGGGAAAAUUUUGUUUCACCUAAUAAAAGAAGCCUGAAGUCAACUGUUGAUACAAAUGAUGAUGAAGUUGCACAUGUUGCCGCUUUGGCAUUAACUGAGGCUGCACAAAGAGGGGGCUCUCCCCAAGUUUCUCAAACACUGCAUAGAAGAGCAGAGCAAAAGUCCUCUCCUGUUCAGAGAUGGGGAAAAAUGCACCAAAAAUCUGAGACAGCUCGUGCCAAGUUUCGUGAUGCUUCUCCGGAUGAAGAGUUCUUGGAAGGUAGUAUAGAAAGCAGGGGAGCUGAAAAUGGCGAAAAUGCUAAAGAUACUAGUUCCUUGAUGGAUAUGGAAGACAUAGGCACCGUUGAAGUUCUUCAGAAGGGGAAAAAAAAUUACAGAAAGAAAGAGAGAGUGGAAAAUGUUGGAAAUCAUCAGCUUGAUGAUGGUGGAGAAGCAUGCAGUGGCACUGAAGAAGGACCUAGUUCUAGUUCUUUGAAGGAAAAGGUUGAUAUUGAGGUUACUAAUGAAAAACUUGAGCAAUUCUCUCUAAAAAGUCACAGAAACAGAAGCAAGAAACUCUUCUUUAAAGAUGAAACGCCCUCCUUGGAUGCUUUGCAGACUUUGGCUGAUCUGUCUCUAAUGAUGCCAAUAUCUACAGUAGAAUCUGACACCGUUGAUGAAGAUGAUAAGUCUGCUUUGCCUGAAGCUACAUCAACAAGCCAUAAGAAAUAUAAACUGAAACUCCGUGUGGGCCCUGGAGUUGAGGCUUCAACCUCCAAAAAAUCUAAACUCGGAAAGGAAUCGGCAAAUGAUACUAAUGUUAUCUCUAAAUCAAAAGAGCAGUCUCCUUUUGCUGAUAGAACAUGUAAAAGAAAACGCAAGUCUGUGGUUUCAAAGGUUGCAAAUGCAAAGCUUGAUUCUACUCCAAGUAAUCCCUUGAAUAAUGAGGCUGUAGAUGAUGAGAACAAACCAGUGAUCAAAGGAAAACACAUUGGUCAGGUUUUUCUGCUACCAAAACAAUUGAAGAAGGUCAGAUCAUCAGAGAGUUCCCUGUGUAGUGAUCAGAAAGAUUUGACAGUAUCAACUGCAGAAGUUCCCCUUUUGAAUGAAGUUGGUUUACCAACUAAAAAAAGAAGUAGACGUAAGAUGAUUUCACAAAGAACAUUCAUGUCUAGAGAGAAGUCUUCCGAGAACAUAUUGAAAAGUCAACCUAAUAAGUACUCUAGCCUAAAGGAAAAGGUUUCUAGUUGCUUGUCAUCUAAAUUGUUUCGUAGAUGGUUUACUUUUGAAUGGUUUUAUAGCGCAAUUGAUUAUCCAUUUUUUGCCAAAAUGGAGUUUGAGGAGUAUUUAAAUCAUGUUGGACUAGGGGAUAUCCCAAGGCUAACUCGUGUUGAAUGGAGUGUUAUAAAAAGUUCCCUUGGCAAACCUCGCAGGUUUUCUAAACAUUUUCUAAAUAAAGAAAGACAAAAACUUGAACUGUAUCGGGAAACAGUGAGGAAACAUUACACUGAAAUGCGAACUGGCAUCAAGGAUGGACUUCCAACAGAUUUAGCUAAACCAUUAUUUGUUGGACAGCGAGUAAUUGCUAUGUACCCAAAAACAAGACAGAUUCAUGAUGGUAGUGUGCUUACAGUUGACCAUGACAAGUGCAGGAUUCAGUUUGACUGUCCUGAAUUAGGGGUUGAAUUUGUCAAGGACAUUGAUUGCAUGCCUGUGAAUCGAUUAGAUAAUAUGCCAGAAGCUAUGAGGAGGCAGAUUGGUGCCAGAAAAGGCUCUUUUAUGAUUAAAGAGCCACAGAUUAAUGGAAAUUCAAGUUUUGGGGGGUGCGAAAUACAUGCUUCACCUAUGAAGGGGGAUGUUAACUAUGUCGUUGCCCAAACAAAGGCUGCUACUAUUGAUAACCUCUGCACACAACCAGCAGUUUGUGCUCAACCGUGUAAAGUGACACACCAUAAAGCUAAGGAAGCUGAUAUUCAUGCACUUUCUGAACUAAAGCGUGCUCUAGAUAAAAAGGAGACAUUAUUAAUGGAGCUUAGAAAUGCAAGUAGUGACAUAUUGGAAAAUCAAAAUGACAUAGAGUGCUUUAAAGAUUCUGAGGCUUUCAAGAAGCAUUACGCCACGGUACUUGUAGAGCUAAAGGAAGCCAGUGGACAGGUUUCUGAUGCUAUGCUUCGCUUGAGGCAACGCAAUACUUACACAGGAAACUCCCUGCCACCAUGGAUGAAGCCCCAGACAAGUUUCAGUGUUCACGACAACCUUCCUAGUAUGUUGGAUAAUUCUCUAGCACAAGAGUUAGGGUCAACUGUCAUUGACAUUAUUAAAGGAUCCAGGCUAAGGGCACAUGCAAUGGUGGAUGCUGCAUUUCAGGCAUUGUCUUUGACAAAGGAAGGUGAAGAUGCUUUCACGAGGAUUGGACAGGCGUUGGAUUCUAUUGAUCAUCAGCAGUUGGCUUUCAAGUCUAGGUUGCCUAUGAUCAGGUCCCAGGAGCAAGUGAAUGGCAGUUUUUAUCAUCAUAAUCGGUCAACUUGCUGUGCAUCAGACCCUUUACUUAAUGAUGCAUCUGGUCCAAAACAGCAUAACGAUUCUGAUAAAGCUGAUAUUGAAAUUCCAUCAGAGCUCAUCACUUCAUGUGUUGCUACAUUAAUCAUGAUCCAGACUUGUACUGAACGGCAAUACCCUCCAGCUGAUGUGGCUCAAAUAUUAGAUUCUGCCGUUACCAGCCUGCAUCCAUGCUGUCCUCGAAACCUUCCUAUUUACAGAGAAAUUCAAAUGUGCAUGGGAAGAAUUAAGACCCAGAUUUUAGCUCUCAUCCCCACUUGACUUCUAUCUUUGUAUAUAGAAUGCUGAACUAUUAGUUCAGAUCAGAUAGGAGCUCCUCACCCACUUGGUAAUUUAUGUCCUUAUUUUUUGGUACAAUAAUUUGUCUUUUAUUUCACAUCAACAGGGUCAAA